GGGAGGAGGGCCUGUGGUUUUUCUUUUUGAUCAAUUGCUGCAACACUGUCCUUCAGGCGGCUGAGGGAGUUUCAUAUUUUCUUUAGACAUCGUUAGGCACCGAAUUUCUUGCAAGAUAACUUUGAUGCUAUAUGAAUUCUGCCAUUUUGCUAGCACUGAUGUGGCUCUUGGGUCCACCACUCCGUUAGAGCUAUUAACUCCAUUCAUACUAAUUUUUGUUGCAAAUCUUACAAAGGGCAGUGCUUCUGGGUAUUUAGGUCCACAUUCUAUUUUAAGGCUGUAUAUUUGGUUUCCAUACAUUGUCUGAGCCUGUGGUGGCUGCCCUCUUGCGUCACUGUCGCUAGAAGGCUGGCUUCAUUUAGUUUUUGUUCCCAUUUUUCUACUCAUCUGUCCAUACACUGGAUAAAGGAAAUGGGAGCCACCAGGUUUUCACAAUCACACGGUCAUACAGUGUAAGCUACAUAGUUAUGCAAUUGUCUUCAAGAAUCAAGGCUACUGAGUUACAGUUUGACAGUUUCAGGUAUUUCCUUCUAGCUAUUAGAUUUGGGGGUGGUUUCCACCAUCAUUUCUUCAAAUACUUUUUCUGCCUCUUUCUUUUGCUCUUGUCCACUGAUGUACGUGUCCAUAUGCUUGAUGGUGUCGUAUAGGUCCCUCUGUCUCUGUUCAGUUUUCUUCAUUUUUUCCUUCUUUCCUCAUACUAGAUACUUUUAAUUGUUUUGUCUUGAAGUUUACUGAUCCUUUCUUCUGCCUCUUCAAAUCUGUUGAAUCUAAUAUGUUUUUCAUUUCAAUUACUCUUCUUUGCACUCUAAAAUUCGUAUUUGGUUCCUUUUCAUAAUUUCUCUGCUCUCUCUCUCUUUUUUUGUUCAGACAUUUUCCUAGUUUCCUUUAGGAAAUGUAAGACAGUUUAAAGUCUUUGACAUCCAAGUUAUGAGCUUCCUCAGGGCUGGUUUCAGACAAAUUCUGUUUUUCCUGUGAAUGGGUCAUUCUUUCCUGUUUCUUUAUGUGUGUUGUAGUUUUUAGUUGAUAACUGGCCAUUCUGAUUAUUAUGUUGUUAUAAACCUGGAAACAUAGUUCUCCCACUCCUCUGGGAUUGUGUUCGGGUUUUUUUUUAGUUGUUGAGGUCUGGAGCCUCCUCAGUCUGUGACUUUUCAAACUGUUUUUGCUCUCAAGUGGGAAAUGGAAAGAAAAAAGAGGGGGUAAAAAUAGGUACCACCUUUUUAGAACUGCUCUGGCACCUUUGCCUGAGGGGUUUGGGACGGUGGCCACCCUCAGAGCUGCCCCCAGAGACCUGAAACAGCUGAUCCAAGGCAGGGAUCCGCAACCAGACGGCACACUCUGAUUUUAGAGAACAAGGUGCUUAUGGCCAGCCUGGCACCAGCUGGCUCCACCAGAAGCUGGGGCUGCACCCCCACUGCUGCCUGCCAUGUCGUUGGCCAGGGGCUGGUAGCUGCCGCAGGGAGGGGGAAGUUCACUGACGUUGACCACAGUUUCCCAGCCACUUCCUCCGCCCCUCCCUGGGUGCUGCACGGUGCUCCUCUAUACUCCAGGUUCCACACAGUCGAUCCAGACGGGGCCUGCCGGUUCAGUAGUUGUUUUCGUGGAGGGACUGGUUCCUGGAGCCUCCUACUCUGCCCUCUCCCCACAUCCUUUCCAGAACUGCUAAAUUUUGACUUUGAAUGUUUUCCCCGCUCCCAGCUGACUUUUCUCUUAUCAUCUGUAAUUGUUGGUGUAAAAAUCACAGAAGCACUGCUUUUCAUGCCUUUGUGGAAGAAGGUGGGGUAUGCGCAAGGGUUUUGUGCAUCCGCAGCUGCGUUGAGGAAGUGCUCUGUAGAAUGGAUUCCAGUUCCAGCUGGGACUCAAGAGGGCCAUCGGAUUUCAGAGCCAGAAGGGACCUUCGACAGAAUUUUAUUCAGGAAUAAAUUGAGGCUCGGGAGGAGAGAAGGACUUUCUAAAUUCAACAAGAUCUAUGAAUUUGACUAUCACCUCUAUGGCCAGAAUGUUACCAUGAUAAUGACUUCGGUUUCUGGACAUUUGCUGGCUCAUGAUUUCCAGAUGCAGUUUCGAAAAUGGCAGAGCUGCAAUCCCCUCGUCCUCUUUGAAGCCGCAAUUGAGAAGUACUGCCCAGAGAACUUUGUGGACAUCAAGAAAACCCUGGAACGAGAGACGCGGCAAUGCCAGGCCUUGGUGAUCUGGACGGACUGUGAUCGAGAAGGUGAAAAUAUUGGGUUUGAGAUCAUCCACGUUUGCAAGGCUGUGAAGCCCGGCCUGCAGGUGCUGAGAGCCCGUUUCUCAGAGAUCACCCCCCGAGCCGUCAGGGCAGCCUGUGAGAACCUGACCGAUCCCGACCAGCGGGUAAGCGACGCGGUGGACGUGCGGCAGGAGCUGGACCUGAGGAUUGGUGCUGCCUUCACCAGGUUCCAGACCCUGAGGCUUCAGAAGAUUUUCCCUGAGGUGCUGGCAGAGCAGCUGAUCAGUUACGGCAGCUGCCAGUUCCCCACGCUGGGGUUUGUGGUGGAGAGGUUCAAAGCCAUUCAGGCUUUUGUGCCAGAAACUUUCCACAAAAUCAAAGUAACUCACGAGCACGAAGAUGGCAUCGUCGAAUUCAACUGGAAGAGGCAUCGCCUCUUUAACCACACAGCUUGUCUUGUUCUCUAUCAGAUGUGUAUGGAGGAUCCCAUGGCAACUGUGGUGGAGGUCAAGUCCAAGCCGAAGAGCAAGUGGAGGCCUCAAGCAUUGGACACUGUGGAGCUGGAGAAGCUGGCUUCUCGCAAGUUGAGAAUAAAUGCGAAAGAAACCAUGAGGAUUGCUGAAAGACUCUACACUCAGGGGUAUAUCAGCUAUCCUCGAACUGAAACGAACAUCUUCCCGAGAGACCUGAACCUGGCGGCACUGGUGGAGCAGCAGACCCCGGACCCGCGCUGGGGGGCCUUCGCCCAGCGCAUUCUGGAGCGGGGUGGUCCCACCCCACGCAACGGGAGCAAAUCUGACCAGGCUCACCCUCCCAUCCACCCCACCAAGUACACCAGCAACUUGCAGGGAGAUGAACAGCGACUGUAUGAGUUUAUUGUUCGCCAUUUCCUAGCUUGCUGCUCCCAGGAUGCUCAGGGGCAGGAGACAACCGUGGAGAUUGACAUCGCUGGGGAGCGCUUUGUGGCCCAUGGCCUCAUGGUUCUGGCCCGAAACUACCUGGACGUGUAUCCAUACGAUCACUGGAGUGACAAGACCAUCCCUGUCUAUGAGAGAGGAUCCCGCUUCCAGCCCAGCACUGUGGAGAUGGUGGAUGGGGAGACCAGCCCCCCGCAGCUGCUGACCGAAGCGGACCUCAUCGCCCUCAUGGAGAAGCAUGGCAUCGGCACUGACGCCACGCAUGCGGAGCACAUCGAGACCAUCAAGGCCAGGAUGUACGUGGGGCUCACGGCAGACAAGCGGUUUCUCCCGGGCCACCUGGGCAUGGGCCUGGUAGAAGGCUAUGACUCCAUGGGCUAUGAGAUGUCCAAGCCUGACCUUCGGGCCGAGCUGGAAGCUGAUCUGAAGCUCAUCUGUGAGGGGAAGAAGGACAAAUUGGUGGUUCUAAGGCAGCAGGUCCAGAAAUACAAGCAGGUUUUUAUGGAAGCGGUGGUUAAAGCGAAGAAGUUGGACGAGGCCUUGUCCCAGUACUUCGGGGAAGGGGUGCAAGUGGCCCAACCAGAAGAGGUGCACCCCACCCAGCCCCAGCCCAUCAGGAAGUGUCCGCAGUGUGGCCGGGCCAUGGUCCUCAGGACCCGGAAGAGCGGCGGGUACUACCUCAGCUGCACGGGUUUCCCAGAAUGCCGUUCGGCCAUGUGGUUUCCUGAUUCUGUCCUGGAAGCCAGCAGGGAUGACAGUGUGUGUCCAGUGUGCCAGCCACACCCCGUGUACCGGUUGAAGUUAAAGUUUAAGCGUGGUAGUGUCCCCCCGACCAUGCCUCUGGAGCUGGUGGGCUGCAUCGGCGGCUGUGACGAGACCCUGAGGGAGAUCUUGGGCCUGAGAGUUUCACAGGGCCCCCCCAGAGCUUGGCAGCCAGCCAGCCAGCCCUCUGGCCAGCUGCAGGCCAGCCAGUCCCUGAACAGAAUGGACAGCAGCCAGCACGGCCACCCCCAGCCUCCUGGCAUCAGACAGCCUGGACUGGCGGAGGCUCUGGCCCCACCUCACCUUCCGCCCACCGCCGCUGCCGAGGGCAACUCUGUGACCUGCAACUGUGGCCAGGAGGCCCUGCUGCUCACUGUGCGCAAGGAGGGCCCCAACCAGGGCCGGCAGUUCUACAAGUGCAACGGGGGCGGCUGCAGCUUCUUCCUGUGGGCUGACAGCAGCCCACGUGGAGCCCCGGGGCCGCCCCUCACAGCAUCACAGCCUCCACACAGCUCGCAGGGACACCCACCGGGUGCAGGGAGCCACCUGGGUGGGCCUGGCGGCACCUCCUGCCUGUGUAGCCAGCCUGCCGUCACGCGGACUGUGCAGAAGGACGGUCCCAACAAGGGCCGCCAAUUCCACACGUGCCCCAGGCCCCGUGAGCAGCAGUGUGGCUUCUUCCAGUGGGUGGACGAGAAUGUGGCCCCAGGCACCUUUGGAGCCACACCCUGGCCAGGAGGCAGAGGGAAAGCCCAGGGGUCCGAGGCCAGAGGCAAAAGACCCCGUGCCAAUUCCUCAGACUCUGGGGCCACGGCAAAGAAGACCCGGAAAUGUAGCCUUUGCCACCAGCCUGGACACACUCGCCCCUUCUGUCCUCAGAACAGAUGAGGGAAGGCGGAGCAGGCAGGGCCACUGCACCAGGCUCCCCGAUGUCUGCGAAGCGAGCUGGUUCCACAGGACCUGGUGGCCGCCCCUCUCGUGGAAACUCGAAAUUGCUACGGACACCACCCCUUGCCCAGGGCUCCGGAAGGGCCUUGGCCACUGCCAGAAGUCCCGCGAGGACAUUCAGGGUCAGCACCGAGAAAAGUUGGCAACCAGAGGAUUAACUGGGGGACUGGUGCACCCCCAGGGCCAGCUCCGAGCAGCCCUGUGCUCGUUCACGGCUGAGAAAGGUGGUGGCUCCUGUCCUGUAGUCGCACUUGCAGGGAGCUUUGUCCCCUCGCCGCUGAGGAGCUGCCACGGCCCGGCCACCCUGCAGGCCGUGAGCCUUAACAAAGGGCUCUUCCCCUUUGGUUCCAGCGGCCAUUGGUGCUGUGUCUGGGGACGUGAGCAGGAGCGAUGGGUUCAGAGCCUCCAGUGCUGGGCGAGCACUCGCCCCCAGGCUGCACUCCUCCUCUGUCGGGGCUCCCUGCCUGCCCCGCCCUCCUCCCUGCGCCCCUGGCAAGCAUCAGCCCCCUCCACACAGCCCCGGACAGCUGGUCCCUCGGAGCAGAGCAGAGGCCGGCCUCGGGCUCGUAGUGGGACUGCACCUGCGUGCAUUCUGGGCAAACAAAGUACCUCACUUGCCUUCGUGAGACUGUGAGGGGCACACAGCCACAUGGCCUUGACUUUGGAGUUUAGAGGGGUAGAAAUGGGGUGGCGAGUCCCUGAGUCCCGCUGCUAUCUGGGGAAGACGUGAGCUGCUUUCAGGCCUGGCGUGCUCAGCCCCUGCCUUCCCGCGAGACCCCUUGCUCCGUGCCCCGGCUAGGUGGCAGGUGGGGGUCUACAGAUUCCUGGGAAGGCUCCUGGGGCCUCGAGUCAGUGGGUGUGGGGUGACCCUGCCCGGGUUUACGGCUUUGCUUGUUCCUCCCCCAGCCCCUGGCACCUGCGCUUCGGGCCGGUGCGUGAGUGGAGCCACGUGCCCAUUGUGGCUGCCUUCCUCCGCUUAGCAGGACGUUCUCAAGUCCAUCUGGGUUGAAGGAUGGAUCGGUACUUCAUGGCUUUCAUCUUUAUAGCUGAAUAAUAUGCCAUUUUGUUUGCCCAUUUAUCCAUCGGUGGACAUUUGGGCUGUCUCCCCUUCUGGGCUGUUGGGAAUAAUGCUGCUGUGAAUACUCGUGUAUAACUUUUGGUCCAAGUCCCUGUGUUCUGUUCCUUGGGGUACACGGUGAGCCUGUGUGUGGCUUUCUGAGGAACCCCGCCAGCCUGCUGCCUCAGCAGCUGCACCUUCCCGUGCCCACAGCCAUGCACGAGGGUUCCACUUUCUCCAUAUCCUUGCCACCUUAGUCUAAAUUUUAAAUAAGUCCCAGCCCUCCUAGUGGGCAUGAAGUCGAACCUCACCGUGGUUUUGAUUUGCAUUUCCCUGAAGACCAGUGAUGUUGAGCGUCUUCAUGUGCUUACGGGUGUUUGUGUUUCUUCUUUGGAGAAGUGCCUAUCCAAGCUCUCUGCCCAUUGUUUUAAUUGGGCUGUUUCUCUUUGUUGUUGACUUGUAGGAAUUCUUUGUAUAGUAUGGAUACUAGAUGUGUUUGUGGUUUUUAAUCUUUUCAGAGAUAAUCCCUGUGUGUCCAUCUCAGAGCGAUUUAAAAUCCCCCCACCCUCCCCCGCUUUCCACACCAAUGUUGAGAGCCUCACGUGGCAGCAGGGGGUUGACCUGUCAUCACCUACGGAAGAGGAGGCAGGCUGGCUUCUGCAUGCACUUCCCCAUGGGUGGCUCUCCCCCUGGCUUUGCCGGGCAGUCUCCCACUGUCCCACAAACAUAAGAAAAAUACAACAGGAGAGCCCCAUGCAUCUGCUAGGUGGGGAGGGACUCGGGCCUGGCACAUACCUGCUACUCACUGGUCUUGGAGCAGCUGGCAUCUGAAGACGGACCCCUCCACCUCACCCCGCGCCGGCUCUCAGCACAGAGGAAGAUGGCCGAGGUGAGGUCACCCUCUGCCACUCCUUCCAGGCCUGCUGCAGGCAGGAACCUCCGGAUGUGCAGACUCGACCAGCUCACAUCUGCCUCCCACUUCCCCACACCACGGCGUAAAGGGGCGGAGCUUCCCCUUCCACCCCAGGGUGCCAGCAGCCCCUGGUGCCGACAGAUGCAAGCGCCUGGCCUGCGAGCUGGGCGGGGGCAGCCUGCGCCUGGGACUGCUGUCCUGAGUGCACGGCAGCCACGCUGCAGGGAGCCCCGUGAGCCGGGCCGUCCUGCCCACCUGCGGCUCCAGCCACCGACCUUGCUGGUCUAGAUGGGCCCUCAGGGAACCCGCCAAACUGCGAGGUGUUCCCAGCCGCCCCUGCAGCAUCACGUUUCCUCCGGGAAGAGCAGGUUUCUCCCCCAUUGCCUUAGCGUCCUCAGAGAAUUAAGUGCAACUAGAUUGUCACGUUAACUGGCAUAUGUAUUUUUUACAGACUCUUAUUUUCCUGAUUAUAAAAAAUCCAUUUGUGAAAAAUUAAAACGUUACAAACGUC
Molecule: messenger RNA, 7296 nt
Organism: Choloepus didactylus (southern two-toed sloth)
Lineage: Eukaryota; Metazoa; Chordata; Mammalia; Pilosa; Megalonychidae
Gene: TOP3A
Product: DNA topoisomerase III alpha
Exons: 19
Coding region: 1360-4755 (1131 amino acids)
Biological process (GO): DNA topological change
Cellular component (GO): chromosome; nucleus
Molecular function (GO): DNA topoisomerase type I (single strand cut, ATP-independent) activity; zinc ion binding; DNA binding
Source: RefSeq, a predicted model, not a curated record